GAGAAUAACGCACCAGUGAGCACCGGGGUCUGCGCAGCGCCAGGCUCGGGCCGGGGGGGCCUGCGCGGGAGGAUUGCACAGGAGCUGUCUCUCCUUUCAUGCCAGUGAGCGGUUGGCGGAAGAGUCUGGACAGAGCCAUUACUCACCAGUCUCCCUUUUGUUUAACCGCCCAGCAGUGCUUGUCUGGAGUUUUGAAUAGGAGCAAAACUUGGAAGCAGCCAGAGAGAGAGACACAUCCCCGACCCCCGGCUGCAGGAGCCCAGGAUAACUGCGUGGCACAACACUCCUGCUUCAUGGGGAGCCGCCCCUUACCCUGGGAGAAGAGAGCACAGAGCCAUCUGAAUGAAGGAUAAAGGGAUGCCAGCGUGCCAGCUCUUGGCACUGGCUUGCAGCUUGCUGGGCUCUGCUUUGGGGGAGUUCCCGGUACACCGGCACCCGGAGAAGCUGCCCCCCCUGGUGCCGCUGCAGCAAGCUCCAGGCUUGAAGGAACGUUUCCUGCUGCUUUCCCUGCACAACAAACUGCGGAGCAAAGUCCAGCCGCCCGCUGCCAACAUGCAGAGGAUGGACUGGAGUGAGAAGCUGGCCCAGCUGGCCCAGGAGCGAGCAGCCAGCUGCCUGGCAGGGGCCCUGCCCCGCCCUCCGCACCACACCCGGCAUGUGGGCUGGAAUGCCCAGCUGCUCCCCGCCGGGGCGGCCAGCUUUGCUUCCGUGGUGGAGCUGUGGUUCAGCGAGGGACGGAGCUACGACUAUCACACAGCACAGUGCCUGGAGAACGCCACCUGCAGCCACUACACCCAGCUGGUCUGGGCCACCUCCAGCAGGCUGGGCUGCGGGAAGCAUGCCUGCAUCGCGGGCCAGGAGAGGAGAGAGGCUUUCGUCUGCGCCUACUCCCCAGGGGGGAACUGGGAGAUGAACGGGAAGACGAUUAUCCCUUACAAGAAAGGAGCCUGGUGUUCACUCUGCACCUCAGGAUGCUCCGGAUGCUUCAAGUCGUGGGAUCACAGUGGGGGGCUGUGUGAGGUCCCCAGGAACCCCUGUCGGAUGAGCUGCAGGAACGACGGGCGGUUGAACAUGAGCACCUGCCACUGCGACUGCCUGCCAGGGUACACGGGCCGGUACUGCCAAGUGAAGUGCAGCAUCCAGUGUCUCCACGGGAGGUUCAGGGAGGAGGAAUGUUCCUGCCUCUGUGACAUCGGCUACGGUGGAGCGGAGUGCGGCACGAAGGUUCAGUUCCCUUUCCACACCUGCGACCUGAGGAUAGAUGGGGACUGCUUCAUGGUUUCCUCUGAGGCAGACACGUACUAUGGAGCCAAAAUAAAAUGCCAGGGGAAAGGAGCCGUGCUGGCCCAGAUCACAAAUCAGAAAGUGCAGGAUAUUCUGGCCUUUUACCUGGGGCGUUUGGAACCCACCAAUGAGGUGACAGAGCCGGAUUUUGAGACCCGGAACUUCUGGAUCGGUCUGACCUAUAAAACGUCCAAGGAUUUGUUCCGCUGGGACACCGGCGCCCAGUACUCCUUCACCAGCUUCGCGUUCGGCCAGCCAGACAGCCAGCGGUUUGGGAACUGCGUUGAGCUCCAGGCAUCAGCCGCCUUCAACUGGAAUGACCAGCGCUGCAAGACCCGAAACCGCUACAUCUGCCAGUUUGCUCAGGAGCACAUCUUCCUGUGGCAGCCCGAGCCCUGAGCCCGCACCGCUUCCGGCUGCUGAGCGGUGGGCGCGACGUCGCCUCCAGCCCGCACGCGGCUUGAGAGAAAGCACCCGCUGCUGCUGUUCUGCCAGGUCCUCUACCGCCCACCCUGGGCGCUCGGCCCAUCCCAGCCGCGCUGACACCCCCCUGAGGGCCGGGGGUGGCGCCAGGACCUGCCGAAUGCUCCGGGAGACAGCGCUUCCCGGGCUGCCCUUCCAGACCGGAGCGGGGCCGUGGGGGGUGGGGGCCUGACUCCACCAGAGCCAUCGCAGUCGAGCCAGGUGGGGGUCUCUGGGGUGCAUCCCAGCCCCGAGCUCCUGUAGAACAGCCCCUCCCUCACACAUGGCUGCUGGGGCAGAGGCAGCUGCUUCGUGUCCCCACCCCCUUCCUCUGGGGCGUGACGGCCCGUCUGCGCGGGGAGCCCCUCGCUUCUCCCGGCUGUGCCAGAGGGAGCAGGGCGCCCCCCGGUGGUUCCCCCAGUCCAUCGCUCUGCGGCCCUGAGACGGACUAGGGCCGGCUUAGCGGACUCUGCGGGAGUCGCUGGUGGGAGCGGGCUGGGGAGGUGAGUGGCACAGAGUCUGUCCUGCCUAGAGCUGGCAGUGCUGUGCCAGGGCUGUGGGCCCCCCCAAAUCACAGCCGAGACGCGCCCUGCGGAGAAGGCAGAUGUGGCUCCUGGUCUAGGACUCGGUGUCCAAUCGCUAGCCAGGGCCAUCCCGCCUCCCGCUGUAGCCCGGCUGCAGGAGGCAGCCUUCCCCGGGCAGGCAGGUGCAGCGUGGCCACGCGCUCAGCCCCACGCCCCUUCGCUGUGCCAGUCGGCCAAGCCACGGCUCAGUGCUAACGAAGCCGGAUAGCUCCAGUACCAACCCGCUAACCUAGCAGAGCCGGCUCUCAGCUCCCGGAGCGGCCUAGAGGCCUCUUCUUUCGCGCUGUGCAGCAGCUCUCCGGCCGGGGCACUGCCUAGGCGACAGGAACUCGAGACCUGGGACUGUCCCUGUCUCCAGCUGCGGGGCUGGCCCGGGGGAGCGGCUGGGAGCCACCCGCCUUGGUAUGGGGCAAAAGGAGGAGAAAAAUGGGGAGUGGUGAAAGCAAAAGCCAGGGGCCCUCCUCAGCCUGUCACCUGCUCCCUGCUGCAAUCAUCUCUCCUGCCACUUCCCACUGGCAUCCUACACUGGGCUAGGGCUCCCCGUCCUGCCUGCCAUCCCAGGGCUCGGCUCACCGUCCCCCUAAGCUGCUGUCCUGCACCCUGCCUGGCCUAGAUGGGCAAGGCGGGAUGGCUUAGGGGUUUGAGUAUUAUCCUGCUAAACCCAGGGUCGUGAGCUCAGUCCUUGAGGGGGCCAUUUUAGGGAUCUGGGGCAAAAAUCUGUCUGGGGAUUGGUCCUGCUUUGAGCAGCAGGUGAACUAGAUGCCUCCUGAGAUCCUAUGAAGGAGCUUCUCUGCCAAGAGCUGUGUGUGGCCAGGUCCCCCGGAAUGGGAGGGUUCCAGAGCACACCAGACCUCAGCUCGACAGUCCAUGUGGGAGAUUGUGAAGUGCCCUGCAAAGAAAAAGCAAGGGGGGCUUGGGCCAUUUUCUGUUGGGGGCAGGGGCUCUGCUUGGGUUUUAUACUGGAAAUUCAGAGCCUGUCUGGCCAGGCAGACUUGCAGGCAACUAGGGAGCUAGUGUAAAGAGGGAGGGAAAGACGAGGUUUAGUUAUUAGCACUGGGUGGGGGUGUCUAGGAUCAGGCCAUGGUGCAAGGUGCUGUACAUACACACAACAGAGACAGCCUCAGCCCCCAGGAGCUCACGGCCGAAGGAUUUAAAACCACUGGUGUUUGCCACCAGCUGCUGUACUCACUGCCUCGGGAACGUUUUGGAGAAGCUGUUUUGGGAGAGAUUCCAUACACACACUGCAUAUCCCUAGGGACAGCCAGCAGCUCCUCCGGCCAAGUUAACCCCAUCACCCGGCUAUUUCGCAGCAGGAAAGGGCCGAAACCCAAACUAAACCCGCUGGCCCAUUCGCUAGCCUAACAAAGCACCGACAGGCACCAGCCCUGGGUUAGAACGUCUGCUACAGGCCCCGUGAAAGGAGCUAACCGUGACAUUGGCAUUAGUCCAGCCCAGCGCCUGGCUCACUGCCCAGGGGAGGGAUCUUGGGGGUGGGGGGGGAGGAGAGAUCCUGUGGGGGGUGGGGUAUAUGAUGAUGUUGUGAAUAGUCAGGGGAAAUUUUUUUCAUCUGAAACUUUUUUCCCCUCUGAAAAAUGCAGCUUCAGGUCAACUGAACCGUUUGGCGAAUUCACGGUGAACUUGCCGAAUCAGUCAGGGGAAAAGCCCCGAACCCUCGGCAAAAAUUGCCAAAACCGUCACAACAUUUCCCCCACGUCAACAUGAUUUUUAGAUGAAAUUUCCUUCAAUGUUAUUACAAAAAAAUUAAAAAUCUUUUAAAAGGUUCAGAAAAUAAAUGAAACAUUUUGUUUAGUCUGAAACAACCCCCCAACCUUUCCAUUUUAGGUCACCCUCCAGCCAGUCCCGUCCCCCCCCCGCAGCCGGGCUGCCCCCUGCAUCUCUGCAAGGACUCAGCACGAACACCAGCACGUCACCGUUUAGAACGCGCCGCACCAACGUUAACCAAAUCAUUCUCUGCCAUUUCCAUGGGGAGCUGGUGGGCCAGAGGAGAGUGCAAAGGUGCCAGUGGGGGAACCCCACAUGGGAGCAGGGGAGUGCCCCCAAAGGAGCAGGGAUCCU
Molecule: messenger RNA, 4406 nt
Organism: Mauremys mutica (yellowpond turtle)
Lineage: Eukaryota; Metazoa; Chordata; Testudines; Geoemydidae
Gene: CLEC18C
Product: C-type lectin domain family 18 member C
Exons: 12
Coding region: 343-1683 (446 amino acids)
Molecular function (GO): polysaccharide binding
Source: RefSeq, a predicted model, not a curated record